AUGGUUGCCUUUUCCAAAAUCGCGAUCGCCUCCGGGUUCGCCCAUGGCGCCCACGCAUGGGGCGUACUAGGUCAUGCGACAGUGGCAUACGUCGCCCAGCACUAUCUAUCAGAAAGCACAGCAUCAUGGGCCAAAGAGGUCCUAGAUGAUUCCUCCAGUUCAUACCUCGCCAACAUCGCCUCAUGGGCCGACGAGUACCGCCUCACCAGCGCAGGCAAAUGGUCCGCACCUCUCCACUACAUCGACGCCGAAGACAACCCACCAACAACCUGCAACGUAGACUACGCCCGCGACUGCGGCGACUCAGGAUGCUCCGUAUCCGCAAUCGCAAAUUACACACAACGCGUAGGCGACGCCCGACUCACAGCCAACAACACAGCCGAAGCGCUGAAAUUCCUCGUUCAUUUCCUAGGCGAUAUCACGCAACCCCUGCAUGACGAGGCGUACGAAGUUGGCGGAAAUGGAAUCGACGUUACUUUCAACGGGUACAGUGACAACCUGCACUCGGAUUGGGAUACGUAUAUGCCCGAGAUGCUGGUUGGCGGUGACUCGCUAGCGGAUGCGCAGUCGUGGGCUGAUUUGUUGGUUGAAGAGAUUGAAGAUGGUGACUAUAAGGCUGAAGCUGCGAGUUGGAUUAAAGGUGAUACGAUCGGUGAUGCGGUUUCGUCGGCUACGCGGUGGGCGGCGGAUGGGAAUGCGCUGGUGUGUACUGUUGUUAUGCCUGGGGGAGCGUCGGCGCUUCAGACGGGGGAUCUGUAUCCGACGUAUUACAAUUCGGCGAUUGGGACUAUUGAGUUGCAGAUUGCGAAGGGGGGUUAUCGGUUGGCGAAUUGGCUUAAUUUGAUUUACAGUACUAGGAUUGCGAAGAGGGAUCUUGAACGGUUUGUGGAGGUGAGUCGGAAUGAGGCACCUGAGUUGGAGCUUCGUGGGCGCAAUUUCCUUCCUGAGUCUCGUCCGCUGAGUCGGGCGAAAAUGGCUAGAGAGGCGAUGGAGGGUUCUUGCUGUAGUUCGGAGAAGCGAGGACAUGUGCACUGA
Messenger RNA from Penicillium brevicompactum, 1035 nucleotides. Its product is annotated as S1/P1 nuclease. Gene Ontology annotation, molecular function: endonuclease activity; nucleic acid binding. NCBI's taxonomy places the organism in Eukaryota, Fungi, Ascomycota, Eurotiomycetes, Eurotiales, Aspergillaceae. Bases 1 to 1035 code for a protein of 344 amino acids. Gene Ontology annotation, biological process: DNA catabolic process. The record is from RefSeq and is a predicted model, not a curated record. The transcript has 2 exons.